Molecule: messenger RNA, 906 nt
Organism: Symbiodinium natans
Lineage: Eukaryota; Dinophyceae; Suessiales; Symbiodiniaceae
Source: the annotation of a GenBank genome assembly
AUGCAGACGCUCAAAGACCUGACGAGUUCAUUACAUGACAGUGCCAGCCUUCAGAGACUACGGGAGAACUUGAAUGAGCUUCCAAAGAGGUGGUUGGCCCGUGCUGAGCAGCCAGAGGAUUACUUGCUGGGCAGCGUGAGAGGUGAAUGCAACUAUCACUUCAAGUUUCGUUUGGAAGGCGGUGGCUACUUCCAGACCGGCGUGCUGGUGGCAUCGGCAGAGACGAGCCCUGGAGGGCUUCCGGUGCCUUUGAGAUGCAGAUGGAAGCGCAAGAUUGGGGACCUCCCUGUGGAAAUUCCUGGAGUCACUUCAAAUAUGUACCAAAUCUCAGCUGAUGAUGUUGGGACUGAUAUAUCCGUAGAGGCGCAGCCAGCAGAUGCGGAUGAUGGUCAUCAUGGAACUGUCAUUGGAGAGAUCGGUCCAUUCGAACUCGACCCAGCGACCAGACGCAGCCUGGACAACGCACUGGGUUUGGGAGGAAGCAGGUUUGCGGUCAUGCAAUCAAAGCUUCCCGGAGAAACUCCUGGAAGCACCCGGCAGGACCUUGCAAUACAAGUGUCCGCAGAGGGGGUGCGUGUCACAGCUAUCGGAAGUGGUUAUCAAAGCCGUGAAAACCGAGAAGUCUAUGCAGAGUACUCGUCCGAAUACCCAAAGGUGAUUAUCCACCCUCUGGAUACAACCAAGUUCCAAUUGGUGAUGAGCGAAGUGAAGACAUUCCACCUUAUGGCGCUCACGCGUACUGCCCGUGACUUGAUCGCCCUGACGAUUCGCUGCUUCCAUGCCAAGAAGUGCCCGGGGACAUUCUUUGUGCACCGAAGAGUAGCAGGCCUUUCAGAAAACUUCAGAAAGCAAGCAUAUCAAGCUGGGCGUGCUGCUAUGUUGGGGUUUCGCAGCACUGCAAUGUGA